This is a messenger RNA of Gallus gallus (chicken), 8743 nucleotides long. RefSeq names its product kynurenine aminotransferase 3 (gene KYAT3). Gene Ontology annotation, molecular function: pyridoxal phosphate binding; L-kynurenine:2-oxoglutarate transaminase activity. Gene Ontology annotation, cellular component: mitochondrion; cytoplasm. The record is from RefSeq and is a predicted model, not a curated record. The transcript is spliced from 17 exons. The coding region runs from base 6489 to 8165 and encodes 558 amino acids. NCBI's taxonomy places the organism in Eukaryota, Metazoa, Chordata, Aves, Galliformes, Phasianidae. Gene Ontology annotation, biological process: biosynthetic process.
GCCGCGCACCUGCAGCCCGCCCGGUGCAGCGGCGGCGGCGCCUCGAGGGUCCCCUCGCACCGUGUCCGCCGUGCGGUCGGGCUGGGUCGGCCGCACGGGGCGGAAGCGGCAGAGGGGCGAUGAGAGGCCCGUUCCGAGGCCCGGCUGGGGAGGUGGCGUAGAGGCUGCCGCUCCCCCCGGCGUUCAGACCAACGGAGGAGGUGAAAGCGGAAGGUGAAAGAGUUUCUUCUCUGAAGAUCAUUCUUGAACUUUGGUAAACAUGAGCUAGGCCAGCAGUCCUGUUUGUCUCCUGACCUGCAUCUUCCUUAGCUGACUGCAUCAUCAUUAUGAAUCACCUGCUCUGCUAGCAUUUCCCUGAUUAAUGAUUUAAUCUGCUUUACCAUAUUGGAACUAUUUACCACUUCUGUGAGCAAAAUAAAUAUAUCUUAUUCUAUAAUCUUAUACUAUAAUCUUUAUUUCAACUUACUAAGAAUGAGAAGUCUGUCUGCAGGAUCUGCCACACUUCUUUUUUUGGCAGUAAUAGGCUAGGAAGAUAAAUUAUUAUUUCAUUGAAUUACAAAACCAGGGACACACUAUUGUGCUAAAAAUAACAGGUAAAAUAUUAAGUUGGAACCCUUUCCAUAAUCAUUAUAGGGUUCUAAUUGCUUAAGUAACACAUUAUAACCUAACUUUCCAGGUUUGGUUUUAUUUAUUCUGCUGCUGAAUGGCUCCUGAGGAUCCACAUAGGGAGCACUCAACCCACCCAUCACACCCCACAGGUCUCUGAACAAUGAUAUCUAAGCAAUGGAUAUACUCUGUUAUCUGCCCACUGAAGACCACUGCUGUUUUUAGCUGCGCAGCUCCUGACUGUAAGCCCAGUGGGUUAAGUUCAUCUUUGGAGUUAUCCUAAUGCUGUUAUAUUAAGAUGAAUUCCUUCUGAUAUUUUUGAAACAGCAUUAUCUAGAAAACAUUCUUCAAGCUCUAAUUGUUUGUCACAGGCAUUUAUAACAUACAGAAAAACAUCACUUGAACAAUCUAAAUGUAACAAUAAGAAAGAUCAACACAAUAGAAUAGUGAGACAAGAGAUGCAACGACAAAGGGACCAGCACAAUAGAAAGUUGUCAUAAAAGAAAAAGUAUUCACUUGUCUCUAAAGACCUAGGGCUUGCAAUAGAAACUCCACAAGAGAGAUAUCUCCAACCAGAAACUUUCCCCACUGGCAGACAGCCCUUAAAUGAGGUCUAAGAGAGCUGCAGCCAGGCUCCACCCCUUCUGGUCGCACACAUGAAUUGCCUUCACCUGUGCUCCCAGGGCUGACUGAGUCUUUUCCCCAGGUGCUCAAUCAGUGACUCAACACAGUACGGUGACUUACCACACACUAAGAAAAGUUGAGUCUCAUUUUACACAUCAUGCCACCCCCGAUCUUUCUUAACUUGAUGUUUAGAUGUUACAAAACCAGCUUUGAACUUCAGAAGAAGUAACAGUUUCAAAUGCUAUGCAUGACUGGAAUUGAAUAUUCACUUUAAAAUAUUUCUAAGUGAACAUUCUUUCACAAAGGUGACAUUAUACUUGACUUUUAGCCCUCCAGUGCUGCUUGGAAUUGUGGAAGCAACAGCAUCAUGAAUGACAACUGCUCUGGAAGCAGUUAUCUGAAACGAAGCCAGACCUUUUGAAUAAAGCUUUCUAUGACAACUUGCCUUGUGAUCACCAAGUGUAUUUCAGAUCAUCUGUUUUUCAAGAUCCCAUCUUUUGAUACGAAAGGUUACAGCUUCAUAGUUAGCUGAAGCACAAACCAUCAGAUCAUAACCCUUUAAUCUCUAAAAUGCCACACAAACAUCUGCUCUCCAAAAGAGAAUACAAACAUUUAAGCUCCGAAGAUCUAUAGAUAAUUUCAUUUCAGUCCCUGACAAAUCCAGAUUAUUAUCGUGCUUGCUCUUUCCGGCAUUUGCUAAAGCUUCUUUGUCUUCUUCUGCGAAUUUAUAAAUCACAUAUUUCAUAGGCUCCAGAUCAUUGAUCUCCUGGUGCAGUACUGUGACUUGCAGUUUACAAGUAAUAGCCACGAGUGGGUAUUACAAGUGGGUGGGUAUUUUAGAACAACACUUCCCUCUGCUGGAUCUGUGGAUAGUGACAGCUGCACUCGCACUGGAGAGAGCUGCCCCGGUCCUGUACCACUAGGCUAGGCAAGAGACCCUGCUCCCUCCAGACAGCUUUGGGUAGUAAGAGACUAGCAACGGCCUUCUUCAUUUAUCAAAUUAAUAUGAUAGUCAUAAACAUUUGAUGUCGCAUCAGCUGACCAGGAAUAUGUGCUACAUCUUAAAGGACUCUAAUAGAAACCAAGAAAAGUGGUUGUGAAUUUUAAUUGAGUGCUAUACUUCUUAUCUGGCCACCUGUUCCAAACUACCAGUAAUAACCAGCAUAUCACUUUUCAGAGCAGUUUUUGAUGGAAACUUCCAUUUUCAAAUAUAGCUGUUUUGAGUUCAAAUCUGUUGGAAUAGUGCCCCCAAAGUGAGGGAGGAUGAAGAGUUAGAGAGAGAGGAGAGAGGAUUGCAGAGACAAAUGAGUAUGGUUGUACUUCACUCAUCAUCUCCAGGAACUGGUCCCAGUGCAAGAAUACGUGUACUCUUAACUCAGUUGUACAAACACAACAUAAAGUCAUAACUACACAUUUUGCUGAACAAAGAUUCUGUUCACAUACUCUGCUGAAUGAAGGCUUUUGAUGGACUUCAAAACACAGGAUGACGAUGAAUAGAUGAAAGAUGGUGGAAGGGGAACAGAUAAUAAAGAUAUAAUCUUAAAACAACAUUCCAAGUCAGAGAAAUGUACUUAGAAACAGGAAGUAGAGAAGUUCCACAGAAAAAAAACCCGUCAGAAGAUUGGAUCAAAGUGGUAUGCAGUGUUAAAAGGUAGAACAGACGACGGUGCCGAAGGCUGUACUGAGGUGAUAUGGAGUAAACCUUCAUUCAAAGACAGGAAGCAGGUGAUUACAUAGUAGGUAAUUCCUAUGUUCAAUACAAAGCCUGUACUAAGCAGAGAUAAAGUCUAGUUAGAAAAUAUUGUACAAGAAAUAUUUCUUCUGAAAUAAAUGUAUUCAAAGAGUUUGGGAAGGAAACAGAAGGCUUGAAUAAAGAAGAAACUAGUAUGUUGGGACCAAGGAGACAUCCUGAGUAACAGUAAGAGGGAAAGGAAAUUAAAAAACAUACAGCAUAAUGUAGGAUAAACAGUCAUUUUCUAAGCAGGAUGUUUUCCAGUCAUCAUCUGUGUUUUAAAUGCCAAAAAAUAAGGGUUAUUCUCUGCUUAUUUUAGAUGGCAUUACAUUCUUUUGUCCUGGUGAUCCUAGCAUCUUAUUUUUACUGAGUAAUUGUGAAGUCUUGUCUGAAACUUUUCAAGAAAUCUGGAGGUGGACUUCAAGUAAACAGAGCAGCUAACAAUGAGUAUUUAUUCCCCUAAUUGCUUUCAACACAAAGUAAGUGUUUUUUAGUUCUACAAACUCUAUAAGCACGAACAGUUCACAUAUGACACUUCAUACUGCAUUACUUACCACUGAUCAGUGCAUGCUCAAAUUCUAAUUAAAAAAAAUGAUUUUUUUUAAGCUUUAGGAUUCUACUGUGUAGCAGAAAUGCUGAGUCACAGCCUGAAACAGUGAUUGAGCACCUGGUGGGAAGGCAGGGCCAACUCAGGGGAGCUCAGGUCACUCAGGGAGCCCUGAGUGACUGGAAGGGAUGGAGCCUGGCUCCACCCCUUCCCAGACCUUAUUUAAGGGUUGGCAGUGGAGGCAAAGAUAUCUUAUUGGAGAUUCCUGUGUAUCAGAGGCCUCUCAAAGGGCUUACAGACACAACAAGGCAGACUGUGAAGUGUCAGCUUGGCAAUGGGCUGGGAGUAAGAUAGAUGCCUCCCAGCUGUGAGACUCCAGGAUACCCACGGUCUAGAGAUGUGUAGGUGUCCUGCCUAACUUACUGCAGAAGCAUGGAUGUAGGACUGGCAUUAAGAUGCUGCAGACAUCAGCGUGUCUUCCUGUGCUUGUGAUUGAAAAAGAGGACUGUUAGCACAAGAUAGCUGUGCAGUCCUGAGAAAGAAAAAAUGAUAAGUAGAGGAAUCAUGAGCAAAGGAAUCUUCUCAUGUGUUGUCUAGUUGCUUUCCUGAUCAGAAAAAUAGGAUUUCAUCAAUUCUUGUUAGCAGCCAAGACUUGUAUAUCCCAUCAGUAAUUGAGUACCUUUUCAUCUUGACAAAAAAAAAAGCUGGUGCCCUAAGUUUAUAUAAAGAGGAAAUUAUAUGCUCUUUUGUACUAUCACGUAUAAAGUUGUUUUUAUGACUUGCAUAACACCACACUGGCUAUACCCCAAGAGAAACCUGACCUAAAUUUUGUUUUUCGUCUCUACCUGAUUUCAUCAAUAUCCAGUUUAAUUAGUCUUACAUGCUGUAACUAGGCUAGAAAACUCCAGUAGGCAAAAAUUAGCUAAGUCAGCUGAUUUUUCUAUGGACUGUUAAUAGCAGCCACAGAUGCCAAGUAAUUUGGCAUCUACUAAAGUAAUUUUCUCCUCUUCAAAUGAACUGCCUCCCACUAGCCUAUUUGGCAGCAUAGAGAUUCCUGGCUCCUGUUUCUUCUUUACAAAUAAGAUAUAGCAGGAUUAUAUUAAAAUAAAUUAAUAAAAAAGUGCACUAAAUCUCACUUCCAGUGAAAUGAGGAUUGUUAUGCAGUUACGACAGCCAUGCAUGGAUUUUAUUAAAAAAUAAAUAAAUAAAAUAAAAAAAUCAGGAGGCCUUACACAGCAGUCACAAAAUGAAUGAGAUGCUUCUAAACUGAAUGUCCAUAUGAGUUACUUGGGAUGUCUUAAAAAAAAAAAAAAAAAGACAAAACAAUUUAAUGUGAGUGCCAGCAAAAGUAGUUUGAGAGGAAUGCUACUGCGUGUUAAGGAUCAACUAAGAUUUUUCAUAGUGGUCUAUCAUUACAAUGGACUUUGACACAUAAGUCAGGCCUAGAGAAUGUACCAUUGUAUGGAUUUCCCAGUUAUGCCUGCCUUGUACAUGAGAUUGCGAAACAUCUGGGCACCAAUGUUGUGAAUGGCCAACAGAAGUGACCGUGCUAUGACAUGACAAAGUUUGUAAUCUGCUGCCCUCCGAUGGAUACUUACAGAGAUUACAUCUAAGAGUGCAGAACUGCAGGCAGCAGGAGCACCGUGCUUGAGACCGCUAAACUUCUAAAAAGCACAAAAUAAAAUAAAAUAAUAAUAAAAUGUUAAGUUCUUUCUGUACCAUGUUUAGUAUCAAAGUCACAGCUAGGUCUCCUUUCUUAGUAUUAUUUUUUUCAGGUUACUUUUGCAUCCAAGUAGAUGUGUUCUAUUUCACCCUAUGACAGAUUAAUUUUUUUCAAUCUGCUCUUGCUAUUUUAUGAUAUAUGAAUACCUAUAAUGAUUACAUGCAUAAUAUAACACAUGCACUAAUGAUAUCCAAGUGGUAGGUGUUCCCGCUACAUCUGAUUAAAAAAUACCUGCUAACAUUCUGCCUGCUAACCCACCUCUUCAUGACCAUUAUUGAUACACUAAGAACUCUUCUAGUAUUAAUGUUUAAAAAUAAAACAAGUAAGACUUGCUAUGAAAAGUAUCUUAUGUGCAGUUCUUUAAAAACAAUUUCUCUAUUAAUGGAGAUUUUAGAGCAAGGAGUGAAUUUGACAUGUAAUGUCCUGUUGCUUCAAUAGGCCCUUGUAAAAAAUCUGGCAUGUGAAGUUCUUUCAGCUGUGCAGCAGUCUGAGAUACUAGAUGAUAAGAUCACAAUGUUACAAAACAUGCUCAUCCCUUCCUAGAACUCUGUAUGGUGAUGUUGAUAGAAGGGAAACCGGUUUUGUAAAGAUUUGUAAAAACAGAACAAGGUUGGGAAGGAGACAUUUUAAGUGUAUGUCUCCUUAAGUAAAUAACCAAAUUUAGUGACAAUGAAAGGAAACUUUCUGUGACCUCAUACACCUAAUGGGAGCAAGCCUCAAAGCAGUCAGGGUGCACCCAAACAACGGUACCCACAGCUGUCUGAAGUUUCACUUUGCAGUGACCUCAGCUCUCAUUUAGAAGUGGGGUAGCUUCUGUGUGUGCAUGGAAACUUAGCAGUGUAAAUCCUGUGAAUUUGUGGGAUGCUUUGAGAAAAUCCUAUUCUUCAAAGAGGUGAACUUAUGUACGAGGUCUGUGUUAACAAUUCGGACAUUUCAUUCCCUCCCAAAACAAAGUCCAAGAGAGUAACCAGCACAGUUUGCACUGGCCUAGUGCCAAUUCUUAUGUUUUUCAGGAGGUUACUUUUGUAUGUGGUUUCUUAUCAAGAGAAGUACUUGAGUAUGAGUUAUCAGGACAAUUGUAAUUCAAACUCUGGCAAAAAUCCACCAGAACCUGGAAAGCAGCAACCUUAUUAAAAUGUUCAGCUGUGUUCCUGUGCCUUACUGUGUAAGCACCAGCCUUUCCCCUGGAUUUCACCACGCAUCAGUAGCACCCGCGCCCAGUUCCACCUCAGCCGCCCUACUCGGCGUAACGCUUCAUGUGGCGCUCCGGCGCCCACCUUCCCCUCAGGAGGGGACGCCAAGGCCGCAGGCUGAGCACCGCUUCAGCUCUUGUCCCGCUCCCCGGAGGCUGUGGGGCACCCGGUGGAGGCGCUGCCGCCGUCCUCCCGCUCUCGUGUGGCGCUGGGCCGCACCUAGCUCGGCCCGCGCGGAUCCGUGCUCCCUUCGGCCGCUCACGGCCCGCACUGAGGCCUGCCUUGGGCUGCUGUGUUUCCAUAUAUUCAAGAUUUUUUUUUCCCCUUCUGCUCCUCAUACAAUUUUCACAGUUUCUACACUUCUCUGUCAUUAAAGGCAUGCUUUUUGUUUCACGAAGCCUCUGUUGCCGUGGCAUUGGAGCGUACCAACUACAAACAAAUUUACUUUCUAGGUCCAUCAAGCUUUCAGCCUCUGAUACAAUGGCCUUUAGACACAAAAACACAAGACGAAUUGAAGGCCUUGAUAGCAAUGUGUGGGUUGAAUUUACAAAGGUGGCAGCAGAUCCCUCAAUUGUUAAUCUUGGUCAAGGCCUUCCUGAUAUAUGCCCUCCCAGCUAUGUUAAAGAAGAGCUGGCAAAAGCAGCAGCAGUUGACAGACUGAACCAGUACACACGAGGCUUUGGGCAUCCAUCGCUGGUGAAAGCCUUGUCUCAAGUAUAUGAGAGAGUUUGUGGAAGAAAGAUUGAUCCUCUCACAGAUAUCCUGGUGACAGUAGGAGGUUAUGGAUCUCUCUUUAGUACAAUACAGGCUUUAAUUGAAGAGGGAGAUGAAGUAAUAAUAAUAGAGCCAUUUUAUGACUGUUAUGAACCAAUGGUAAAGAUGGCGGGUGCAAAGCCUGUUUUUAUUCCACUGAGAUUUAAAAAUGGUGGGAACUCUGCAUCUAGUGCUGAUUGGAUCUUAGAUCCAGCUGAACUUGCAAGUAAAUUUAAUUCCAAAACAAAAGCGAUUAUUCUGAAUACCCCACACAACCCUAUCGGCAAGGUAUUUACCAGAGGAGAACUCCAAGUAAUAGCUGAUCUCUGUAUUAAACAUGAUACUCUAUGCAUCAGUGAUGAGGUGUAUGAGUGGCUGGUGUACAAGGGAAACAAACACAUAAAAAUAGCUACGUUGCCAGGUAUGUGGGAAAGAACAAUAACUAUAGGAAGUGCUGGGAAAACAUACAGUGUAACUGGUUGGAAGCUUGGUUGGUCUAUUGGCCCCCAGAAUCUGAUUAAGCAUUUGCAAGUAGUUCAUCAAAAUACACUAUAUACUUGCCCAACUCCAUUACAGGAGGCUUUGGCACAAGCACUUUGGGUAGACUAUAAACGCAUGGAUGACCCUGACUGCUAUUUUUACUCACUGCCUCGAGAGCUGGAAAGCAAGCGGGAUCGGAUGGCUCAGCUACUUCAAGAAGUUGGGCUGACACCGGUUAUUCCAGAAGGAGGAUACUUUAUGAUUGUUGAUGUUUCUACAUUAAAUGUGGAUCUCCCGGAUGUAGAUGAGAAUCAACCUUAUGAUUAUAAAUUUGUCCGAUGGAUGAUAUCAUCCAAGAAACUCUCAGCAAUUCCUCUUUCAGCGUUCUGUGGGCCCGAGACAAAAAGGCAAUUUGAAAAAUAUAUACGUUUUUGCUUCAUUAAGAAAGACAGCACUCUGGAUGCAGCUGAAGUGAUUCUGAAGAACUGGAAGAAGCAGAGAGCUUGAUUUUUGUUGUUGUUGUUUUUGUUUUUUCUCUUAAUUAACUCUUCUGUCUGGUGUAAUUAUCUUACACUAGGGCUUUUAUUGCAAACUUAAGAACAAAUUACUUAAUAUGGUCCAGAAUUAAUAUGACAUUGUAAAUAACUUUGUACUGCCACCUGCUGAGGAGUUAAAACAGUGAUUUACUGAUAUUUGUAAUGCAACUCAGAGGUUAUUUUCCUUCUUUUCAAAAUAGUUUACUUUUUUCCUUUAAAAAAUAAUCUGUGGGAUUCACAUGUCUUUGUCUUACUGAAACACAAAGAGUUCUAGAACUGGGAAAUAAGUAAUUGUUGUGGCUAUUUUUUUUUUGGUAUGAGGUGGAGGAAAAUUACUGUAUGUCUCGGAGAAGAUAACCACAGUGCCUUUCUAUGUACCUGUCUACUCUGUCCAUGCACAGGUUGCAUCAGUUUAACUGAAGUGAUUGAGUUAAAUCAAUUGUGUUUAUACAGGCAGGAUCUAAAGGGAUAAUCUGUAUUUGAUUUUCCCACAGUAGUCUUGUGCUGUUCUGAAGGUAUUCAGUCCUCAAUAAAAUUAUGCAAGUGGCA